Messenger RNA from Ogataea philodendri, 912 nucleotides. RefSeq lists its product as uncharacterized. The transcript has a single exon. The coding region runs from base 1 to 912 and encodes 303 amino acids. The record is from RefSeq and is a predicted model, not a curated record. Gene Ontology annotation, biological process: intracellular protein transport; retrograde transport, endosome to Golgi. Gene Ontology annotation, cellular component: retromer complex; endosome. Lineage: Eukaryota; Fungi; Ascomycota; Pichiomycetes; Pichiales; Pichiaceae.
AUGUCCUUUAUAUUUAAAUCACCUUUAGACAUUGAGCUUCGUCUUGACGGCGAAGAUUCUCGUGAAACCGUCGAGCAGAAGGGCUUGAAGGGACGCAAGGAGAAACUUUUGUUGUACAAGGACGGAGAGACCGUUAAAGGGCAGGUGACCAUUAGAACAAGAGACAACAAGCGGGUGGAGCACACGGGGAUAAAAAUCCAGCUUCUCGGGUCGAUCGAAACAAGCAACGAUGGAAUUGUGGCGGACAAUUUCUUGUCAAUGGCCCACGAGCUGGCCAGUCCCGGCGAAUUGAGACAUCCAGAGACGUUUGCCUUUGAAUUCAGAAAUGUGGAGAAGCAAUACGAAAGUUACCGCGGAAUCAACAUCAAACUGCGUUAUUACUUGAAAGUCACUGUUUCUCGCAAAUCCGCGGACGUUAUUCGGGAGAAAGAGUUGUGGGUGUACCAAUACGAAGACCCGCACGAACAGGCCGAGCAGCCAGAAACACCUACAUCAAGCGUCAAGAUGGACGUGGGAAUCGAGGACUGUCUUCACAUUGAGUUCGAGUACUCUAAGAAUAGAUACUCGCUCAAGGACGUGAUUGUGGGGAGAAUCUACUUCCUACUUGUUAGACUGAAGAUAAAGCACAUGGAGCUGUCGCUCAUACGAAGGGAGUCCAGUGGAUCGCCACCCAAUCAGCUUAACGAGAGCGAGACCGUGGUCAAAUUCGAGAUCAUGGACGGAGCCCCAGUUAGAGGAGAAACCAUUCCGAUCAGACUGUUUCUCGGUGGCUUUGAUUUGACACCAACGUACAAAGACGUGAACAAAAAGUUUUCCACCAGAACGUUUCUCAGUCUUGUCCUCAUUGACGAAGACGCUCGCAGAUACUUCAAACAGAGCGAGAUCAUCCUUUACCGCGAAAAGAACGAGUGA